AGCCCUUGAACUGUGUGUAGCACGAGGUCUGUCAAGCCUGCCCGUCAAUCCGCCACCCCCAGCAAGUUCACUCUUUCUAUCGGUGUCAGUCAGUCCCCGUCGCUCCAAGGUUCCUCUUCCAUUCGAGCUUCAUUCUCUCUCGCAAGCGGGAUAUUCGGGAACUAGACUGGCCCUCUCUUCUCCUCCCCGCCCUUCUCUUGCUUUCGACCCGAACAGUGAAUUUAUAUCGCAGAACUAUCUUACACUCGGUGGUCCAGGAAUCUGAGCAGUUGCACCUCUUUUUUUUCUUUCUUCUCGAAGCGAUAAGCACCCUGCAUCCCUGCGGCGCCUUGGGGGUUGUGCAGAUCAAGACAGACUGUAAUCCAUACUCCCAUAACCUCCCCCCGCGGCCAUAGAGGACCCUGAGUAAACCCUCUUCGAACGAACAGAGUCCGUUUAACGAGCCCUUUCCGGGUUGAUCCCAUCUUUCCCUCAAUUUUUUAAACUUUUCAAAGGAGGAGAAACAGAAAGUCACGAAAAAAUACCUAUUAACCUGACCCAAUUUACGCCCGCUUAAAGCACUUUUCCAUUGUGCUUGAUGCGUUGCCAUUGUUUCUUAGUCGGUAACAAUUGAAGUUUUUGGCUGUUGCGGGCAGUCAUCCCCGUCAGCACCAGCAGCAACCAACUCUAGGUACAAUUUGGCCUUCAACAACUCUUCCACCCCACCACAACCACAACCACCACCUUACACACAUUACUUUUCCCACCCACUCCCACUUCUCCUCCUCUUAACAACAUCCAUCCCCUUCCCCCUCUACCUUAACUCACUACCUUUGGCAUUAGUUUCUCCCUACUUCUACGCCCACUACCCUCACACCUUUAACCAUCUUCCACAUAAAUCCUUUCGCCAUCUAAAUUACUGAAGUCUUACGGCAUUCCUCCCCCUCCUCCGUCCUUCUUUCCCGAGCACAGCCAGCCGUGCCCUGCUCUCCAACUUGAUUAAAGUUGGACUAGUUAUACAGUUCCACUAAGGCAUCAACAGCAAUCGUACAAAAACUCAAGUCAUGCUUCAAGAACAGUCCCGCAAGAGGUGGAGGGCAGAGCUGUCUAACAGCAACAAGGCCCGCCGUGCCCGCAAAACAAGCUUCAGGUUGAACCCGACGUUCGUUAAUAAGGGAACCAACCAGUUAUCACUGCUCGGACGCCGCAAAGCUACAAACGGAGCCGCUAUUGAAGCUUCUGCCACAGUAACUUUGUUUCCCACCUCGGCGAACACCGUCGAUUUAUUGACUCCGGCCCUUGUCGACCUCACCACCCCCCCGAAGGCAACUUCUGUUCCUCAUAGUGCUGCGGAUUCGGCCUAUUACAGCGCUCCUAACACUGUAUCGAAGAGCGUCUCUCCUGCACGUCACAUGCCCCCCGGCACCAUCGAUCCGGUGGUACUCAAGAACGCGCAGGACUCUCCUGCACCUGAUUACUCUAUAGCCGACUAUAACUCCAAGAUGCACGAUAACACAGACAGCCAGUUCUUCAAGAAGUUCAUCAAGAAGAAGUUCACUCACCCUAUGUCAGCAAAGAACGAUCUCAAGCCCAUCAUGCGUCAAGUUCUUCAGAAGCCAGAGGACCGCCCCAUGGUCCCUAAGGCUUAUCUCAUUAUCGACUUCCGCGCCGGCACUAUCCGUGGCGAGGCGAGGAUGGUUAGGAAACCUGUUAGGAAGCCAGGCCAGCGAAGAUGUGAUGGCCCCCAUGAGGAGAUGACUUGGUAUUUCGGGGAGAAAAUUGGGUACAACUAAAGGAAGAAAAAACCCAGUAAUCUUCCUUUAAGCUGUCGGUGCACCUCGGCCCCACAUACUCACCUCGACCCUCGACAUAGCUUUUACGCUCCCCACACUACCCUCGACUUAAAAAAGAAAAAGAAAAAAAAAACAAUCCCUCGAAUACCAUUCUCACAAUGGAAACCAAUCUCCUUUGUUUUUUCUCAAUAUCAAUUCUUUACCAUCUCGGGCGGGCUUUUCUCGGAGUUUAUCUGGCGGGUUUGCGUAUUUUUGAUAUCUCCUGACGGGAUGAUAGAUGCAAGGUAAGGGUAAUGACGGACAAGGGCAGGACGGUACCGGAAUUAAGGGGAUUUUUUCUUUCGGCGCGAUUGCAAAAAAAGUAUUCUUUCUUUCCAUACUCAUGUCGUUUCUCUAUUUCUGGGUCUUACUACGGUGGCUUCCUUCCUCUCUUACACUUUUUCUUUACUUCUACAAAUGUCUUCAGGACAAACUAUCUUCUCUUCUUGUCAAAAGGUCUUAUCUUCUUUCCCUUUUUCUUUUCCCUUACUCGCUCGAUCAUUCUCCUUUGUUGGGUCUGUUUCUGGAGUACACUUUCCACGGCGCUGUAUGGCUUUUAGAUCUUAGAAAGGGCAACGGGUACGGUUUUACUUGGGGGGUUCUUCUACGGUCUUGUGUUUAAUGCUUAUACUUUUUUUCGCCCUUUUCUACUUUCACUGGAGUCCUGGGUCUUUCUGGUUACUCUUUUCUCUGUAAGCACGCUUCCUUCCUUCCUUUCUUGUUUCUUUGUCGGGUUACCAUAUUAUACAUACCUUGGUUCAGAACGGGGGAGGGGUAUCACGCGCCGCCUGCGGUUGCGGCUCGGGUGUUCAAUUCCCACUUCCCUUACCCCCACACCACCACUACCACCACCCCCGUUAUUUCUUUUUUUUUCUGAUUUCAUUUUCCUUUUGCUUCGUGUAUAUAGGUAAUUACCACCACAAUUUACAUACAUACAAGACUUUUGUUCAGUCUACAACAUAUCGUGUUACAUCAUGACCUUAUUUUUUUCAAUUUUUUUUUGCAGGGGUGAAGGAUGAAAUGGGGCGGGGGAGAGGGAGCGAGGGCGCGCGAUCGUGCGGUCCACCAAUUAAUGUAAUGCGCUCCGCAUUUUGGCUUAAACUUGGGGAGAUAAGUGGUGGUGGUGGUAUGAUAGUGGCGGUGGGUGUCUCGUAUGUAUGGGUGGAUACCGAUAUGAUAACAGGUAGCACGGAGUGAGGCUCCUCUCUCACACUUUCCUCCCCCCUUUCGCUUGGCGCGGGGCAUGCCAGCUGC
Messenger RNA from Tuber melanosporum (Perigord truffle), 3065 nucleotides. RefSeq lists its product as uncharacterized. Lineage: Eukaryota; Fungi; Ascomycota; Pezizomycetes; Pezizales; Tuberaceae. The record is from RefSeq and is a predicted model, not a curated record. The transcript has a single exon. The coding region runs from base 1044 to 1772 and encodes 242 amino acids.